Syngnathus typhle (broad-nosed pipefish) is the source of this 6148-nucleotide messenger RNA. Its product is annotated as protein TANC2-like. Gene Ontology annotation, molecular function: protein binding. The annotation marks the transcript as partial. Gene Ontology annotation, biological process: regulation of dendritic spine morphogenesis. NCBI's taxonomy places the organism in Eukaryota, Metazoa, Chordata, Actinopteri, Syngnathiformes, Syngnathidae. The record is from RefSeq and is a predicted model, not a curated record. Gene Ontology annotation, cellular component: dendritic spine. The transcript is spliced from 26 exons.
AUUAUUCAGGCAAAUCUGUAAGGCAGACAUAGUACCACUUCAGUCAAAUAGAAUGACCUUAACUAAACAAAGCCCCAAAUCCUUGCAUCUUCUCCAAAAAAUUGAAAUUUGCACAACAAAGCUAACUUUAGCCUGAAGCUAGCUAGCAGCCCAUUUGCACCAGGUGUUAUUCGGGCAUUUUCAAACAUAAUUUGAAACGUAUCACAACUUUCACAAUGGAGUCUUAUGGCUUUUCAGUAUUCAUUCAAGGAAAUAGGCAGUUUGCCACAGCUGCAAGGUGCCCAGAUGCACUCGCGUCUGUCCCGCUUUGAAAAUCUCUAAGCCGAAACGAUGAAUGAACCCAUCUCGCUCCGGUCGUUGCCGCUCGUUUCCAGCAACUCGUCUCAUGUCUGUUUGCACAAAAGUCCGUCUUUGUGCGCUCAGUCAAAGCCAGACAUUUGGAGUAAACAAGCUCGUGAACACAUUUCGAAGGCAGAUGGCAGCGGCGGUCCGACGCAUGCUCGCAAAAUUCGCCCUGCUGACUCAACAAUGCUGCGGAGCUGGCAUUUUAGUUUGCAGACUCCUCUCAUGGCUGUGAUACAUUUCUACUUGGUACUUUGUUGACGUUGCUUUGUAUAGGCGAUAUGUUGUGUUCAUCCUAAAACAAACCGGGACCUCAAUCAGAUCCCUGUGGAACUCCACUCAUGAUUAAGAUGCCUGUGCCAUGCCUGUUUUUAUGGACCUUGCUUAGUUGGAGAGAAAAAAAAAAAGGUUCUGGUAGUAAAAGUAAAAUUGCUGCUUUAUAAGCUUUCUGUCUCCCCCUUGUCUCACCCUCCAUCUCCCUAAUUUAUAUAUGUGUGUGUCUGUGUGUUGUCUCCCUCCGUGUGAUUGUCUGCGCCCAGCCCCUCUUCGGAAAGCAAAGUUCGUGGAGAGCCCUCGCGUUCCGCAAUCGGAGCUCGGCUCCUCCGACCCAGCCGGGAAUUCCCACCUGGACAGAUUGUGCCUAGGGGAGUCGAGCCAGGAGCUGGGCCCCCCGCCCACGGUGGAUGAGGCCGCCAACACAUUGAUGACGCGCCUGGGCUUCCUUCUGGGAGACAAAGCGAGCGAGGGGCCAGCCGGUCCCCACUACAGCAUGGAGGAGCCCGAGGCCAGACAGGGUCAGAACCAGCGCAUCAGCCCAUGCUCCACGCUAACCAGCAGCACCGCCUCGCCCCCCGCGGGCAGCCCCUGCUCCACCCUGCCCGCCACCAUGUCGGGCCAGCCGGGCACCAGAGAGUGCGCCUACGGCUCCGUCACCAGUCCGACCUCCACGCUGGAGAGCAGGGACAGCGGAAUCAUCGCAACGCUGACCAGCUACUCUGAGAACAUGGAGCGCGGCGGCGGCAAGCACGGCUGCGAGGGCUCGCGUGGCAACCUGAAGCUGUGGCAGUCGCAGAAAUCAGGCAUGGACUCCUUCCUCUACCGCGUGGACGAGAACAUGACGGCGUCCACGUACAGCCUCAACAAGAUCCCCGAACGCAGCCUGGAGAGCAUGUCCUCACACUCUGCCCACUCCAUCCCCUUGUACCUCAUGCCCCGACCCAAUUCUGUGGCCGCCACCAGCUCGGCCCACUUGGAGGACUUGGCCUACCUUGACGAGCAGAGGCACACCCCCUUGCGCACCUCCCUGCGCAUGCCCAGACAAAGCACCACUUGCGGACCUGGCCGCCCGGGGCAGGACCUGAGAGGUUCCGCUAGCAACUCCCAUCCCUGGCAGUCGCAGUCACCAGUACGUUUUGCGCCGUACCGGCCCCAGGACAUCGCCCUGAAACCGCUGCUUUUUGAGGUACCGUCCAUCACGGUGGACUCUGUGUUCACUGGACGCGAGUGGCUCUUCCAGGAGAUCGACGGCCACCUCAACCGGCCCGGCAGCAGCCGCGGCGUGAUCGUGGUCGGCAACAUCGGCUUCGGCAAGACGGCCAUCAUCUCCCGCCUGGUGGCGCUGAGCUGCCACGGCACACGCAUGCGUCAGAUCGCCUCCGACAGCCCGCAGGCCUCGCCCAAACAUGGCGAGGGGCUCCCUCUCAGCCAGCCCCAGCCCACGCAUGGCACGCUGGGGGGAGGCAGCUGUCCCGGCACCCCUGAGAUGAGACGGCGCCAAGAGGAGUCCAUGAGGAGGCUGGCUUCUCAGGUGGUGGCUUACCAUUACUGCCAGGCAGACAACGCCUACACUUGCCUGGUGCCCGAGUUUGUGCACAACGUGGCGGCGCUGCUGUGCCGCUCGCCUCACCUGGCGGCCUACAGGGAGCAGAUGCUGCGCGAGCCGCACCUGCAAAGCGUGCUGAGCCUGCGCUCCUGCGUCCAGGACCCGCUGGCCUCCUUCAAGAGGGGUGUGCUUGAGCCCUUAGAUGCUCUCUACAAAGAGAGGAAGAUCAACUCCGAGGAGGACCUGAUCGUUCUCAUCGACGGCCUGAACGAGGCCGAGUUCCACAAACCCGACUACGGAGAUACCAUCGUCUCCUUUCUCUGCAAGACCAUCCACAAGUUCCCCCCCUGGCUCAAGCUGGUGGUCACGGUACGGACCACCUUGCAGGAGAUCACCAACCCGUUGCCGUUCCACCGCAUCUCACUGGACGGUCUGGAGGAAAACGACGCUAUCGACCAGGACCUGCAGGGUUACAUCCUGCACCGCAUCCACAGCAGCCCGGAGAUCCAGAACAACAUCUCGCUCAACGGCAAGAUGGACAACACCACCUUCGGCAAACUCAGCGGACACCUUAAGGCCCUCAGCCAGGGAUCUUACCUGUACCUCAAGCUCACCUUUGACCUUAUCGAGAAGGGCUACCUGGUUCUCAAGAGCUCCAGUUACAAGGUGGUUCCGGUCAACCUGGCCGAGGUGUACCUCCUGCAAUGCAACAUGCGCUUCCCCACGCAGUCCUCGUUCGAGCGGGCGCUGCCGCUGCUCAACGUGGCUGUGGCUUCGCUGCACCCGCUCACCGAUGAGCAGAUCUACCAGGCUAUCAAUUCCGGCUCGCUGCAGGGAACGCUGGACUGGGAGGACUUCCAGCAGCGUGUGGACAACCUGUCCAUUUUCCUGGUGAAGAGGCGGGACGGCACCCGCAUGUUCGUCCACCCGUCUUUCCGGGAGUGGUUGAUAUGGCGGGAGGAAGGCGAGAAGACCAAGUUCCUGUGUGAUCCCAGGAGCGGCCACACCCUGCUGGCGUUCUGGUUCUCACGGCAGGAGAACAAGCUGAACCGGCAGCAGACCAUCGAGCUGGGCCACCAUAUCCUCAAAGCACAUAUCUUCAAGGGUCUCAGCAAGAAAGUGGGCGUGUCAUCGUCCAUCUUGCAAGGCCUAUGGGUGUCCUACAGCUCGGAGGGUCUGUCGGCAGCGCUCUCGUCACUGAGGAACCUUUACACUCCCAACAUUAAGGUGAGUCGGUUGUUGAUGCUGGGAGGGGCCAACGUCAACUACCGCACCGAGGUGCUCAACAACGCCCCCGUGCUGUGCGUCCACGCCCACCUGGGCUACAUGGACAUGGUUGCCCUGCUGCUGGAAUUCGGCGCCUAUGCCGACGCCCCCUCCGAGAGCGGCCUGACGCCGCUCGGCUACGCCGCUGCCGGGGGUCACAUGGCCAUUGUGACAACACUGUGUCACAAGAGAGCCAAGGUGGACCACCUGGACAGGAACGGGCAGUGCGCGUUAGUGCACGCCGCCCUCCGGGGCCACAUGGAGGUGGUGAAGUUUCUCAUCCAGUGCGACUGGAGCGGCGGGUCGGCGCAGCACUCCCCGCAAACCCAGCAGCAAGCCAACUUCAGCAAGAACCACGCCGUCCAGCAGGCCCUCGUCGCCGCCGCCAGCAUGGGCUACACGGAGAUCGUGUCCUACCUGUUGGACCUGCCAGAGAAAGACGAGGAGGAGGUGGAGCGAGCGCAGAUCAACAACUUUGACUCGCUGUGGGGUGAGACAGCUUUAACGGCUGCCUCAGGCCGUGGGAAGCUGGAUGUGUGCCGCCUGCUGCUGGAGCAAGGCGCCGCCGUGGGACAGUCCAAUCGGCGAGGCAUCGUGCCGCUCUUCAGCGCCGUUCGCCAGGGCCACUGGCAGAUAGUGGACCUUCUCCUGACACACGGUGCCGAUGUCAACUUGGCCGACAAACAGGGCCGCACGCCUCUCAUGAUGGCCGCUUCGGAGGGACACCUGGGAACGGUGGAGUUUCUGCUCUCGCAAGGAGCCUCUCUGUCUCUGACGGACAAGGAGGGUUUGACGGCGCUCAGCUGGGGCUGCCUCAAGGGUCACCUGCCGGUGGUCCGAUGCCUGGUCGAGAGCGGCGCCGCCACCGACCACGCCGACAAGAACGGCCGAACGCCGCUCGACCUGGCCGCUUUCUACGGCGACUCUGACGUGGUGCAGUUCUUGGUGGACCAUGGCGCCAUGAUCGAACAUGUGGACUACAGCGGCAUGCGUCCUCUGGACCGGGCGGUGGGCUGCAGGAACACGUCGGUGGUGGUGGCCUUGCUGAAGAAAGGAGCAAAGAUAGGAUGUCAGACGCUGCCCAGUCGGCCCCGAGGUCCAGCCACGUGGGCCAUGGCCACCUCCAAACCCGACAUCAUGAUCAUCCUGCUCAGCAAGCUCAUCGAGGAGGGCGACGGCUUCUACAAGAAGGGGAAGGUGAAGGAGGCGGCCCAACGCUACCAAUACGCCCUCAAAAAGUUCCCGCGCGAAGGCUUCAGCGAGGACCUCAAAACGUUCAGGGAACUCAAGGUUUCGCUCUUCCUCAACCUGUCCCGAUGUCGCAGGAAAAUGAACGACUUUGGGAUGGCUGAGGAAUUUGCUACCAAGGCCAUUGAACUAAAGCCCAAAUCUUAUGAGGCCUACUACGCCAGGGCCCGGGCCAAGCGAAGUAGCAGGCAGUUUCCUGAAGCCUUGGAGGACCUGAACGAAGCCAUGAAGCAAUGCCCCAACAACCGAGAGAUCCAGCGGCUGCUGCAGCGCGUGGAGGAGGAGUGUCACCAGCUGAGCCAGGGGGAGCUGCUCCAGCCUCCAGACUUGGAGCUGGAGCCUCCCCCCUCCCCGCCUCCCACGCCUCCCCCAGAGGAUGAAGAUUGCCUCUCCCUGCCUCUUCCGCCUCCCCCGGAACCCCGACUGGAGGACAUGGAGCCUGUCCAAGAUCUCUUUGAGGAUGAGGACUACCUAGAGCAGGAGCUAGAGGCCAUGUCCAUGGGACUCCCCCCGCCGGAGUCCCUCAGCAAUCCGUCCAGUCUGCCCAUCAUUCAAAGCCCCCCACUGUCCCCGACAAAUGCAGACCACAUCUACCUAGGUGAUGGUUCUCCUAUGGGGCAGCCUUAUGAGUACCACCCCACGUCCUCCUCCAUGUCCUCUCCUACUCGCGGGUCUUACCAGACCACGUCGCCCUCCCUGUCCCCGACGCAUCACAACUCCCACUAUCGACACAGCCCGCACACCUCCCCGGUGCACCAACCGUCCUACCGUUUCAGCCCCCCGCCCAUGGGCAGCAGCGGGCAGGGGAUGGACCGCCAGAGCCCGCCGCCGUCCCCUCUGCGCCGGGCUGCCCAGUACAGAGCCAGCCCGCCGGUGGAGAGCGUUUGUUUGUACAGAUCCCAGUCGGGCUCGCCCGUACGCUACCAGACAGAGCAGCACCCCGGGCGACCCAAAUCGCCCCUGUCUAAGAUGAGCAGCCAGCGCUCCUUCCAGCUCAGCUCUCAGCCCUCGUUGUCGUCCCAGCAUCACCAAGCCCAAGGCCUUCGUCUGCAGCCGUCCAUGGCCCAAAUUGUGCGCACAAACCAGCCCAGCAGCAUGAUGGGCAAUAGCGGCUAUGGGGGGCAGAUGGGCCACUCCAUGGCUAGCCGUUACCAGGGCGGCUCGGUGGACGUAGACAGCCGACUGGUGUACCAGCCCUCGCUGGACGGGCGCUCUGUGUCGCAGGUGCAAGCCAGCCUCAGCUCUGGCGCCCUAUGUCAGUACGGCGGCCGAGGAGGGGUCCUGGAGUCGGGCCUGUUGAAGGAUGAGCUACCCCAGCGCCCCUCCUCUGCCUACCGCGCCAGCAGCGGGGGUCCGGCGGGCAUCCGUUACAGUCAGACGCCUCAGAUCAGUCGCAGCCAGUCCGCCGCCUACUACCCCGUCUCCGAGCACGUGCUGGAGCGCGCCAAUGCCAUGCCGCCUUGUCAGCUG